AUGCGUUUAUCAUUUAUAUUGUAUAUCGGUUGCGUGCUUUGUGUAAGUGUCUGCAAUGGCUACAAAUAUUUGAUGGUGCUUAACUCUGCGGGUCGCUCGCAUUUCAUUUUUGGGAAUGCUUUGGCCAAGGGCUUAGUAGAAGCCGGUCACGAGGUUACGGUGUUGUCGGCCCAUUCGAAGAAGCUCCCCAUGAAGGGUUAUCAUCCGAUUGCCACACCCAAUAUUAUAAAUGUGAUGAGUGGGGAUAUUGCAGCAUUGUGGCAAUCCGUACAAAAACCACUUGUGGAGAAUCUGAUCGAUCAUUAUAAAAUGGGCUUUCGGAUAACACGAGCGCUACUGGAGGAUGAGAACCUACAGACACUUCUGCAUGGCAAUAGCACAUUUGAUGCGGUUAUAUGUGAAACAUUCUACAAUGAUGCCCAGUACGGGCUGGCCGAGCAUUUUAACGCGCCACUAAUAGGGCUGAGUACCGGAGCCGGACUGACCUUUAUUACUGAUAUGGUUGGCUCCCCGGCGCCCCCUUCCUAUGUGCCGCACAUUAUGCUGCCCUUUAACGACCAUAUGUCCCUGUAUGAGCGCCUAGUUAAUGUGGCCUUUUUGGCUUACGAGCGGUUAUUAUUGGACUACUACUAUUUGCCUAGGCAGGCGCUGCUCUACAAGGAAUUUUUUCCACACAAUAAACAUAGUUUCUUUGAUAUGCGACGAAAUGCCUCGUUGGUGCUAAUCAAUCAGCAUGUGUCACUGAGCUUUCCCCGCCCCUACUCGCCUAAUAUGAUUGAAGUCGGCGGCCUACACAUUGAUGGGAAGGUGAAUCCACUGCCCGUGCACAUAGAAAAGUUUCUAAAUGAGUCAGAGCAUGGCGCCAUAUACUUUUCAAUGGGUUCGAAUCUUAAGAGCAAGGAUUUACCGGAAGAAAAACAAAAAAUCAUCUUGGAAGCAUUUCGCAGCUUGAAGCUUCGCGUGCUGUGGAAGUUUGAACGCACAGAUUUGGCCGGAAAGCCAGACAAUGUGCUAAUUUCCGAUUGGUUUCCACAAACAGAUAUAUUGGCGCAUCCUAAAAUCUUGGCGUUUGUUACCCAUGGCGGACAGUUAAGUACCACGGAAUCGGUGUACUUUGGCAAGCCCGUCAUUGGAAUCCCCAUUUUUAGUGAUCAGUUCUUCAACAUGGCACGUGCUGAACAGAGUGGCUACGGCAUUAUGUUAAAUUUUAAAUCUCUUACUGCAGCCGAUUUUACGAAGGCUAUACAACGCAUAACUACCGAACCAAGCUAUACACGACAAGUGCGUGCCAUGUCAGCCAAUUACAGGGAUCAGCAACAGACGCCGCUGGCAAAUGCUAUUUAUUGGGUAGAGCAUGUGACGCGUCAAAAUGGCGCUGGAUAUUUGAAGAGCGCGGCGCAGCGUUUACGUUGGUUCCAGUAUCACAAUGUGGAUGUGCUCCUUAUCAUCUUAUCAAUAUUAUUAUUUGUUCUCAUAGGAAUACCUUUGUCCCUCGUGUGGUUGCCUAUCAACAUUAAUGCUGGCGAAUGUCGACCCGGCAUCAGCCACGGCCAUGAUAAUGACGAUAACGAGGCAACGCCGCCAUUGCACGUAUGCGAGGAGCCGCAACAACAAUGA
Scaptodrosophila lebanonensis is the source of this 1617-nucleotide messenger RNA. RefSeq names its product UDP-glucuronosyltransferase 1-8 (gene Ugt302K1). The record is from RefSeq and is a predicted model, not a curated record. The transcript is spliced from 3 exons. Bases 1 to 1617 code for a protein of 538 amino acids. Gene Ontology annotation, molecular function: UDP-glycosyltransferase activity. Lineage: Eukaryota; Metazoa; Arthropoda; Insecta; Diptera; Drosophilidae.